Molecule: messenger RNA, 366 nt
Organism: Syzygium oleosum
Lineage: Eukaryota; Viridiplantae; Streptophyta; Magnoliopsida; Myrtales; Myrtaceae
Exons: 2
Coding region: 1-366 (121 amino acids)
Source: RefSeq, a predicted model, not a curated record
AUGUGGGAUCGGACCGAGGCGUAUGAUGCUUGGGGCGCGAUCGAGGUUGGGGAUUGGGACCCGACGGCCGUACCCCCGAUAGACGGAGAGUUGACUAGUGUGGAUACUAGUUUAGCUCAGUCGGGUUUGCAUUCAACGGCCGCAGCUCAGGGAUCUUCAGGGGCUGAGCAUGAACCUGAGCCCGAAGCGUCGCAAGUUGAGGACGACUCGAUGGACAUAGAUUUAGAACCGAUCCCCGAGGAAGAGCCAGAGGAAGCGGAGGCCGAGGUAGAUCCCGAAGUGGAGCCCGAAGUGGAACCCGAAGACGAACCUGGCGAGUUUGAAGAGCCUGUAGGAGAUCCGGAGUAUAUACUCCCGUUCGAGUAG